UGGAUUUUAUUGUUGAGGCGACCUUAUUCUAAUACUAUUUUUUACAGUAAUAAUUUUUAGUUUAUAUUUUGUAAUUAACUUGACAAAUUCUUCGGCACUUUAUUUAUGUUCAGGUAAGUCCUCGAAACUAGCCACUCCCAUAAGCGCUCGAGGCCGUGAGGCAUGUUGUCAAACUGGUAUGUCUCGUACGUGAUGAUGAGCCAGCUUUAGUCAUUAUAAUUUACAGCAACAGGAGAGGACAUCCACGGAGAAAUUUGAAAGCGUUUUUCCAUGUAAAACAGUUUCCUUGUACGGCACACAAUAGCGCGUGGAGGUACAAUGCCAGGCUAUAAGGAGAUAUGCUUCAGCGUGCUAUCCCUGCUGUAUCUUGUUAAGGGCAGAAUAAUCAACAAUGGAAAUGAUGUGUUCUUAGAAGAGAAGGCAGCAGGCUCGUUUCUCUCUCGUACACUGCUGUAUAACAGUUGGGACUUAGAGCUAGUGGUGCCUGGCAAUCUAGAGAGAGAAUGCCUUGAGGAAUUGUGCUCGUAUGAAGAGGCAAGAGAGGUGUAUGAAGAUGACACAAAGACGGCUGCUUUUUGGAAGGACUAUGUCAACAGUCAUGAGUCUUUUACCCGAGUGGAUGUGUCCGGUCUGGUGGCCGGCAUUUUGGCUAUUGUAAUAACAGCAAUUAUAGCCACUGUGCUUGGCAUUUAUUGCUACAAAAACAGAGGAAAAACUCAGAGAAGAGGGGGCAGUGUUCCUGUACGAAUGCCAGUCGAUGGACGUUCAGCGCCUGAAUCUGUUCCCUUGACUAAUAUCGCGGCCCCGGGUCUCCCCUCUUACAAUGAGGCUCUGGCCCACAGUGGCCAGCAUGACGCACCACCACCUCCUUACUCAGGUGGGGGUCCAUCUGAGCAACCAAAUACUCAAGAUGCAUAGUGAUUAGAUUCUGUUGCUUUGAAACUGGGGAAUAAGGAAUUGCAAGCUGGUGAUGGUCAUGUGUCAUGGAGAAAGAAAGGGCUGUCAACAGCCAAGUUUAGUUUAUUAAUUAGGUAAUUUAUUAUAUUAAUGCCAACACAAUUUGUGUGUUAGUGUUUUAUUAUUUUUAAAUAUUUUGCCAAUAUUAUGGAGUAUAAUCCUGUAUAAGGUAAUUUAUUAUAUUAAUGCCAACACAAUAUGUGUGUUAGCGUUUUAUUAUUUUUAAAUAUUUUGCCAAUAUUAUGGAGUAUAAUCCUGUAUUAGCGUAAACUGUCAAUAUUUUUGUAAAUCAGUCUUUUUUAAGAGUUUGUCAUUGUUCAACUGAAUUUAAACUGAGUUGUUUUAUCAAAGUUUCAU
Molecule: messenger RNA, 1314 nt
Organism: Triplophysa rosa
Lineage: Eukaryota; Metazoa; Chordata; Actinopteri; Cypriniformes; Nemacheilidae
Gene: prrg2
Product: proline rich Gla (G-carboxyglutamic acid) 2
Exons: 8
Coding region: 319-918 (199 amino acids)
Cellular component (GO): extracellular region
Molecular function (GO): calcium ion binding
Source: RefSeq, a predicted model, not a curated record